This is a messenger RNA of Engraulis encrasicolus (European anchovy), 2278 nucleotides long. RefSeq names its product guanine nucleotide binding protein (G protein), beta 5a (gene gnb5a). Lineage: Eukaryota; Metazoa; Chordata; Actinopteri; Clupeiformes; Engraulidae. Gene Ontology annotation, molecular function: protein binding; signaling receptor complex adaptor activity. Gene Ontology annotation, cellular component: heterotrimeric G-protein complex; cytoplasm. Bases 178 to 1239 code for a protein of 353 amino acids. The record is from RefSeq and is a predicted model, not a curated record. Gene Ontology annotation, biological process: G protein-coupled dopamine receptor signaling pathway; G protein-coupled receptor signaling pathway. The transcript has 11 exons.
CACAGCAGCUGGAUGCAGCCGUAGCAUCCUCCUUCCUCCGUGUGACGUCAGGGCGCGCAGCAUCAGCUGGGAGUCCGCUGUUGGCGAGCCUUUUCCAGGCUGCGAGCGGUCGGUCGGUGGAAUAGUAAUAAUACGCUUCAUCAUUUUCUAAGUUAGCCUCACACUCGCUCAGCUAAGAUGGCUGCCCAGGAACUGCAGCCCAACGAGACGCUGACGACACUCAAGACCGAGUCGGAUAACCUGAAGACGAAGCUGGAGGAGGAACGAGCUAAGCUGCACGAUGUCGAACUGCACCAGGUGGCUGAGAAGGUGGAGGGCUUGGGCCAGUUCGUCAUGAAGACCCGUAGGACUCUGAAGGGCCACGGGAAUAAGGUCCUAUGUAUGGACUGGUGCAAGGACAAGAGGAGGAUCGUCAGUUCGUCUCAGGAUGGAAAAGUGAUUGUGUGGGAUGCCUUCACCACCAAUAAGGAACAUGCCGUGACAAUGCCCUGUACCUGGGUGAUGGCCUGUGCCUACGCUCCAUCGGGCUGUGCAGUGGCAUGCGGGGGUCUGGAUAAUAAGUGCUCGGUGUAUCCACUCUCAUUGGACAAGAAUGAGAACCUGGCAGCUAAGAAGAAGUCUGUGGCCAUGCACACUAACUACCUGUCCGCCUGCAGCUUCACCAACUCGGACAUGCAGAUCUUGACGUCCAGUGGCGAUGGUACGUGUGCUCUGUGGGACGUGGAGAGUGGGCAGCUGCUGCAGAGUUUCCAUGGACACGCUGCCGAUGUGCUGUGCCUGGACCUGGCCCCCUCCGAGACCGGAAACACCUUCGUCUCAGGGGGCUGUGAUAAGAAAGCCAUCGUGUGGGACAUGAGGUCGGGCCAGUGUAUCCAGUCCUUCGAGACUCACGAGUCUGACAUCAACAGCGUCAGGUACUACCCCAGUGGAGAUGCAUUCGCCUCCGGCUCGGAUGACGCGACCUGCCGCCUGUAUGACCUGCGUGCUGACCGAGAGGUGGCCAUCUACUCCAAAGACAGCAUCAUCUUCGGAGCGUCCAGUGUUGACUUCUCACUCAGCGGCCGGCUGCUGUUUGGUGGCUACAAUGACUACACCAUUAACGUGUGGGACGUGCUGAAAGGCACGCGCGUCUCCAUUCUGUUCGGCCACGAGAACCGCGUCAGUACCCUCAGGGUCUCCCCAGAUGGCACAGCCUUCUGCACGGGCUCCUGGGACCACACUCUACGGAUCUGGGCUUGAGUGCCGUGUGUGGAAACUGUACAGUCACCUUGUAUGUCUGUCUGUGUGUGUCAAGGAGACGAAUCGACUAUCACCACCAACAUUGUCAGGUCUCUGUUCGUUUGUAAGUCAUGGAGGAAUAAUAAUAGGCUACAUGUACGUAGUCGGUCAAUCAGUACAACUGAAGAACUAGUAGCUCUAUAUCCUCCUAUCCUCCUGGCUGAGUGACAUCCCAGCUGUAAUCCGAUGUAGUUCUAUUGAGAGAGACGUUUCGUUAGGAAGAUCAUUUUAAAGUUACAGAACCUGUUUCUCUGAUAUCGACCACCAUGGCACCUAUUAGUGCUAUCUGCACAGGGCCAAGAGAUCUGUGGAAAUGGACUUCACUGCCACUAUAGACUCUCAUCAUGGAAAAUGCAGUAUACGGUAUAUACCAAAUGUGUAGUGGUAGAGUAAUAUGGAAGUCUUCUCUGGUAAUUCAGCACAAUCACUCUAGCUGCUGUAACUUACGAGUUACUAGUUUUGCGGCAGAUGAGCGUAGCACAGAGAUAUUGCAUGAAGAGGUCGCGUCAGGGUGAAAGACUAGUCGUCACAUAUAGCGAUACUCUUUAGAUGUGUCCCUGUGCUCCAGGACAGUUCUACCCAAUAGACUCUGCUCACAUGGACCUUAUGUUGUGUGUGUGUGUGCGUGUGUAUGUGUUUACCAUUCUGUGAGACUGUAGAAAAAAAUUAAAUCUUUAAUUCAUAUAGCCGAUAUACACAGUUUUGUAUCACUGAACAUUAUAAACGCUACACAAAGUAAGUAUGGAUUCAGUUGUGUUAUUAACACCCCCUACUCUAAUUUCUGUAAUAACUGUCAUGUAUUGUAGUUGAAUGUAUAUAUCGAAUCUGUUACUGUAGCCUACAGAAUUCUUGGGUUGCUGCUGACGUCAUAGUGCUGCCCCCUGGUGGUGAUCUACCGCUGCUGGUGGACAACCUGGGCUUGGAGCCAUUGAAACCCAUUCAAAACUUCAUUUUUUCGAUCUGACACAGAAUAUUUUUAAUUAUACCCAAAGACACACCA